Molecule: messenger RNA, 1194 nt
Organism: Plasmodium cynomolgi strain B
Lineage: Eukaryota; Apicomplexa; Aconoidasida; Haemosporida; Plasmodiidae
Product: UDP-N-acteylglucosamine pyrophosphorylase 1
Exons: 1
Biological process (GO): UDP-N-acetylglucosamine biosynthetic process
Molecular function (GO): UDP-N-acetylglucosamine diphosphorylase activity
Source: RefSeq, a predicted model, not a curated record
AUGGAUAACAUUGUUAAGAUUCUUACGCAACAAAAUCAGCUAUCGCUGUGCGAAUAUGUGAAGCGCAUCGGACCAGGCAAUUUCACCAAUGUUGACCCAACCCAUUUGGAUGAUUUUCUAAACAAAUUGAGCGAAAUACGGAAUGCAAAAAAUGGAAAAGAGGAGGAAGAAGAGAAAGAGGAGGAAGAGGAGGGGGAAGCAUAUGUGGUGGAAGCGCCUCCACUCAUCAACAUCAGUAGCACCCACGAGUGUAAUGAGGAGCCACCCAACGGGAGCAUAUUUAUCGAAACAUAUAAAAAAGCAGACUUAAUGAACGAAUUAAAACAUAUAGGUCUGGAAAUUAUUAAACGGAGUGAAGUGGCCGUUUUGAUCUUAGCUGGUGGUAUGGGGUCCCGACUUGGCUUUAGGAAGCCAAAGGGGUUACUAGAAAUUACCCCAGUUCUGAAGAAGACAUUUUUCCAAUUUUAUUUUGAGCAAGUGAAGUUUUUGGAAGAGUACACCGCAACAGUUGACACUGUUCGGGGAGGCCAUGAUCAUGCUAAUGAGAAAAGUAGCAUGGGUUGCGCCAACCGCUCAAGUACAAGAGGGGAGGACCCACCCCCCAAAAGUAACAUCGCCAACGGAACGACCAUCUACGUGUACGUAAUGACAUCCCAGUACACGCACGACGAAACAGUUCACUUUUUGGAAGAGAACAAUUUUUUCGGAUUAAAAAAGGAAAAUAUAAAAUUUUUUAAGCAGAGCAAUAAUUAUGCCACCGAUUUUAACUUCAAUAUCGUCCUGUCCAAUCAUAACACAUUGCUGACAUACCCCGGGGGAAAUGGAGCCCUCUUCAGUGCCCUCAACGAGAACGAAAUAAUUGACGAUAUGCUUCGAAAAAACAUAAAAUAUAUUCAAGUUGUAAGUAUUGAUAAUGUGUUAAAUAAAAUAUCUGACCCCGUAUUAAUUGGUUUUUGUUCCUUUUUCCAUUGUGACGUUGCUAAUAAGGCGGUUAAAAUAGAGGAGGGGGAAUCAAUGGGUAUCUUUUGCCGAAAGUGGGCAAGAAAGAAACAGCCACCUGAUAUCUCCAUCAAAAACGAAUUCUGCGUGUGUGAAUAUACAGAAGUGAACGAAUACAUUUUGAGCAACCCAGAACUCUUUAUAUAUGGCAAUAUUUGUCACCACAUUUUUUCUCUCCCUUUUUUACACCAGAUU